Periconia digitata is the source of this 981-nucleotide messenger RNA. The record is from the annotation of a GenBank genome assembly. Lineage: Eukaryota; Fungi; Ascomycota; Dothideomycetes; Pleosporales; Periconiaceae.
UUGAUCUAUGUACCUAGGCAGGUACGUACCUACUUACUCGGUAGCGCCUUCCCUCUCCGACUAUCAACAAGUUGCCUACUUGGGCAGCCACAACCCACUCCACAACGUCCAAGUGCUUGCUCUUUCUUUUCCUCUCCACCACUUCCCCUGCCUGCUACUCCUCUCAACAGAAACACAUCUGACUCUCCAAUCUCACAGAAAAAGAACACACGACUAUACACUGCGCAAACGCACAUUGCGAGGAAAAAGAAGAAGACGGGAAAAAAAAAUUGCGAGACCCAAAAAAACAUCCCGAAAUAUCAAUGGCAGACCCACGACAACAAACAACAAUGGAUGCUGAAGAAAAAGCCCGCCACGAAGGCUUCAUGCGCGAGGCCAUCAACAUGGCCGAGCUCGCCCUCAACAGUGACGAAACCCCCGUGGGCUGCGUCUUCGUCAAGGACGGCAAAAUCAUCGGGCGCGGCAUGAACGAGACCAACCGCACUCUCAACGGCACCCGCCACGCCGAGUUUGUCGCCAUCGCCGGCAUCCUCUCCGAGCACCCCGUCAGCACCCUCGCCCAGACUGACCUGUACGUUACCGUCGAGCCAUGCGUCAUGUGCGCUUCCAUGCUGCGCCAGUACGGUAUCCGCGCCGUCUACUUCGGCUGUUGGAACGAGCGUUUCGGCGGCACGGGUGGUGUCUUGAAUAUCCAUUCCGACCCGAGCGUCGACAAACCUUAUCCUGUCUACGGUGGCAUCUUCAGGGAGGAAGCCAUCAUGCUGCUGCGCAAGUUCUACGUGCAGGAGAACGAGAAGGCGCCCGAGCCCAAGCAGAAGAAGACGCGCGAGCUCAAGACGGAGAUCCUCCCCAUGGACAUUCACGCGCCCAAAUCAAAGUCCAAGGCUAAACACCAGCCUGCGUCGUCGUCCCAGAUCGCUUCCCGCUGACUUGAGUCAUCGUCUUCUCUUACCUUCUUUGUUCCUCGUUACCCCUAGCAUA